Messenger RNA from Ricinus communis (castor bean), 1953 nucleotides. RefSeq lists its product as uncharacterized. The record is from RefSeq and is a predicted model, not a curated record. Lineage: Eukaryota; Viridiplantae; Streptophyta; Magnoliopsida; Malpighiales; Euphorbiaceae. The transcript has 9 exons. Bases 166 to 1707 code for a protein of 513 amino acids.
AAUCAAACCAAUCUAUAGACGAUGAUGUUGAGGUCUUAGCUUCCAGCAUCUGGUCUUCAUUUAUAAAUGAAAAAAGGGUCGUGUCAGUUUACAGAAACCUAAUUCCACUAUUCCCACCUUUUCCAUUUCCACGAAUCUGUAUUAUAAUUCUAAUUAACAUUGUCAAUGGAAGAAGACAAGAAAACUUCACGGACUAAGCAAGAAACAGAGCAAAAACAAGAACCCAAAGCAGAGGAACCACCAAAGAGCAGUGGAGGAGGAUGGGGAACUGGUUGGGGCUUCUCUCCUUUCUCUGUUCUCUCAGAUCUCCAAAAGGCUGCCGAAGAAAUAUCUCGCAAUGCUGUGGUGGUUGCAGAGAAGGCAGCGAAAAGCAUUUCAGAUAUACAAAUUGUUGCUGAGGAUUCUGAAUCUUCUAAAGAGGAGAACGAGCAAGAAGAAUCUGAAAGUGAUAAAGAAACUGAAGAUGAGAAGUCCAAGCUACGGAAAUCUGCUUUGGAUAAAUUGGAGAAAGCAAGUGAGGAGUCCUUCCUGGGACAGGGUUUGAAGGUUCUUGAUCAUUCUGUGGAGAAUUUUGCAUCAGGAGCAUGGCAAGCAUUAGGAAGUGCAUUGAAAGGGGGGUCUAAUUUGGUACAAAAGCUUGAGAAUUCUGCUGUGAACAUCGCUGAAUCAAUUCAACAUGGUGGCUUACCAGGAGGAGCUGGUUCUCUUGCACCAUCCUUACUAGAGAGUGGAAAAUCUUUUACUGCAAAGGGAAUGCAAGUGCUUGAAUAUGUGGGAAAGGAGACCAUGGAUUUGCUGAUCACAGAGACAGGUAUUGAAGUUGAUAAAAAUUCUAAAGGAUCUGAAAGAGAGCCUGAUGAGGAUCAGUUACUUGAGGAAGUAACAUUCGAUCGGUGCUUCUAUAUAUAUGGAGGUCCAGAACAGUUGGAGGAGCUUGAGGCAUUGUCCAGCCAUUAUGCCCUCUUAUUUAACCGAAGAAAAGCCAAGUUAUCACAGGAACAGAAAUCUGUAUAUGAUGGGAAGCUUAAACUAGUCCAACAAAUUUUCAAUCUGAGUGUCGAAAUGGAUGAGAAUGGUGUGGAGUCCAACAAAGGGAAGAGAAAAGAGACUGGAAGUGAAGGAAGUAGUGACGAGAUUAAAAAUUUACAUGACUCAAGUGUCAGCAAAGCUGCUGACAUGGCUGCUGGGUUUACAAGUGCUAUUGCAGGACUAACUGUAAAUGAUAUAGUUCAAAGGACUGCCAGCAGACUAGAAACUCUGCACUCUGAGGGGGUUCACAGGCUCUCUGAAAUGUGCAGUUCAGCUGUGUCUCAACUUCUGAUGCUUGGAAAAUCUGUCAUAUCCAAUGUUAACAAAAUCCAGGAAGAAGAUGUUGAUGCGGAGGUUAUGAAUAUUGACUGGCCUGAAGAUUCUGUUGAAAAAGCUAAGGUAAUUCGAACAAAGGCACAAUCUAUGGCAGGAUAUCUUGAAGCAGUUUCAAACAGUUUUAUCACAGGCAUCUCUGAUGUGGCUGAAGCUUAUGUAGCUGCCAUGAAAACCGCUGCUGCUGAUUCCCACGAUAAUCUUCCAAAUACAUCAAUCCAGGAAAAAGUCGAUGCCUUCUCUGAACUUAUUCGCACUGACCAGACCACUGCAGUGAGCAAAAUGCAGGACGGGCUACAAUACUUGUCUUAUGUAGUCAUUUCCACAUCCGUACCUGCUGCUUGAAAACUCUCUACUCUUAUCAUGUUUUAUUUCAAUCAUAUUUGUAAAUAGCUGUCUAAUUUUAGGGUGGGUUUCAUUUUUUAUUUAUGUCUGAAAAUGAACUCAUCCCGCUGUAGGUUAAACAAUUACUUCUUAUUUAGAUUUUUGAAGGGUUGAAAUUGGAAUACUAGUUGCAAAUGGUUAACAAUUUAUGUUCAAUGUCAAAAAUGAAAAAUCACGAGAUUAAUAAAGAAAUGGAUUUGUGUGGUA